Molecule: messenger RNA, 3535 nt
Organism: Rhinolophus ferrumequinum (greater horseshoe bat)
Lineage: Eukaryota; Metazoa; Chordata; Mammalia; Chiroptera; Rhinolophidae
Gene: STK11IP
Product: serine/threonine kinase 11 interacting protein
Exons: 25
Coding region: 127-3312 (1061 amino acids)
Biological process (GO): intracellular protein localization
Cellular component (GO): cytoplasm
Molecular function (GO): protein binding
Source: RefSeq, a predicted model, not a curated record
UCCGGUAGUAUCACCCGCUCGCUUUCUUUCCGGGGUGGGACUUCCUGUUUGUCAUUGACAGGCGCCGGGCUGCAGAUCUGGUUGGAGGACAGCACAGGAGGGCUCCGCCCCCAGCGUCCUGUGGCCAUGACGACCGGCCCGCGGGACUCCCUGUUGUGGAAGCUCGCGGGGCUGCUGCGGGAGUCCGGGGAUGUGGUCCUGUCUGGCUGUAGCACACUGAGCCUGCUGACUGCCACACUGCAGCAGCUGAACCACGUGUUUGAGCUGUACCUGGGGCCGUGGGGCCCUGGCCAGACAGGCUUUGUGGCUCUGCCCUCCCACCCCACCGACUCGCCCGUCAUCCUUCAGCUUCAGUUCCUCUUCGACGUGCUGCAGAAAACACUUUCACUCAAGCUCAUCCAUGUCCCUGGUCCUGGCCUCCCAGGGCCCAUCAAGAUUUUUCCCUUCAAGUCCCUGCGGCAGCUGGAGCUCCGAGGUGUCCCUGUUCACUGCCUCCGCGGCCUCCGUGGCAUCUAUUCCCAGCUGGAGACCCUGAUUUGCAGCAGAAGCAUCCAGGCAUUGGAGGAGCUCCUGUCGGCCUGUGGUGGCGACCUCUGCUCUGCGCUGCCCUGGCUGGCUCUGCUUUCUGCCGACUUCAGCUACAACGCACUGACUGCCUUAGACAGCUCAUUGCGUCUCUUGUCAGCUCUGCGCUUUUUAAACCUGAGCCACAAUCAACUCCAGGACUGCAGGGGCUUCCUGGUGGACUUGUCUGAGCUCUGCCAUCUGGACAUCUCCUACAACCACCUGCAUUUGGUGCCGACAAUGGGACCCUCAGGGCCUGCUCUGGGGACCCUGAUACUGCGAGGCAAUGAGCUCCGGAGUCUGCGUGGCCUGGAGCAGCUAAGGAACCUGCGGCACCUGGACGUGGCAUACAACCUGCUGGAAGAACACAGAGAGCUGUCGCCACUGUGGCCGCUGGCUGAGCUCCGAAAGCUCUACCUGGAGGGGAACCCUUUGUGGUUUCACCCUGCGCACCGAGCGGCCACCGCCCAGUACUUGUCACCCCGAGUCAAGGAUGCUGUUCCCGGGUUCCUUCUUGAUGGAAAAGUCUUGUCACUGACUGAUUUUCAGACCUCCACGUCCUCAGAGGCCCCAACUUUGCCCUGCCCAGUGGGGAGUACCACCGAAACCUCAGGUGGCGCUGACUUGAGUGACAGCCCGUCCUCAGGGGGCGUCAUAGCCCAGCCGCCACUUCGUAAGGUUAAGAGUCGAGUCCGUGUGAGGCAGGCAAGUAUCUCAGAACCCAGUGAUACAGACCCAGAGCCCCGGACUCUGGACCCUUCCCCGGCUGGACGCUUUGUGCAGCAGCAUCGAGAACUUGAACUCAUGAACAGCUUCCGGGAGCAGUUUGGCCGUGAUUGGCUGCAGUAUAGGAAUCACCUGGAGACCUCAGGGACCCCCGUUCUGGUUGCCUCCAAGACCCCUGCCCUCAGCACACUGCCCCCAGGCGCCCUGAGCCCAGAGACUAUGCCUAGUCCCGCAACUGGCCCUGUGCCCUCAGAGAACGAGUCACCACAGGAAAUGGCAGAGGAGGUCAGGGUGGGGCUGGAGCCACAGGAAGAAGAGGAGGAGGAGGAGCAGGAGCAGAAUGAAGUGGAAGCGGAGCUCUGUCGCCCCAUAUUGGUGUGUCCCCUGGAGGGGCCCCAAGGCGUGCGGGGCAGGCAGUGCUUCCUCCGGGUCACUUCCAGUCACCUGUUUGAGGUGGAACUCCAAGCAGCUCGAACCCUGGAACGGCUUGAGCUCCAGAGUCUGGAGGCAGCUGAGAUAGAGUCCGAGACCCAAGCCCAGAGGGAACCAGUACCCGAGGGCUCAGAGCUGCCCUCUGGGGCCCCCAUCCUCACUUUGCGCUUUUCUUACAUUUGCCCGGACCGGCACUUACGUCGCUAUGUGGUGCUGGAGCCUGAUGCCCAAGCCGCUGUCCAGGAGCUGCUUGCUGUGUUGACCCCAGCAAUCACUGCAGCUCGGCGUCAGCUUGGGGAAGCGAGGGACCUGCUGGGGGACAGACUUCAGUGUCUACGUUGUGGCCACGAGUUCAAGCCAGUGGAGACCCAGUUGGGACUGGACAGUGCAGAAGGCUGGAGGCCUCUGUUCCAGAACACAGAAUUUCCUGCUGUGUGUCCAAACUGUGGUAGUGACCACGUGGUCCUCCUGGCUCUGUCUGUGGAAGCCCCCAGCGUGGAGCAGACACAGGAAGAGCAGGUGCCAGCUCCCUCGCAGUCCCCUGGCACUGUCCACGACCCUCCCGGCCACAGUGACCCCAGCGACCGCGGCAGCAGGGCCGACAGCGCCCCAUUUCAGGCACUGAUCGCAGACCAGCACAGGUGGAGCCUCAGCCCCCCCCCUGAGCGCUCUGGCCUCCGCUCGGUGGACCACCGACUCCGGCUAUUCCUGGACGUCGAGGUGUUCACCGAUGCCCAGGAGGAGUUCCAGUGCUGCGUCAAGGUGCCACUGGUGUUGGCAGGCCAGCCUGGGGAGUGUCUGUGUCUCGUGGUUGUGUCUGACCACAGGCUUUAUGUGUUGAAGGUGACGGGGGAGAUCUGCGGACCUCCAGCUAGCUGGCUCCAGCCAGCCCUGGCUGUCCCCCUGCAGGACCUGAGUUGCAUAGAGCUGGGCUUGGCCGGACAGAGCCUGCGGCUGGAGUGGGCGGCUGGGGCAGGCAGCUGUGUCCUGCUGCCCCGAGAUGCCAAGCAUUGUCGGGCCUUCCUAGAGGAGCUCACUGAUGUCUUGCAGUCUCUGCCCCCAACGUGGAGAAGCAAUGUCAGCACCAGGGAGGAGGAGGUGACCCCGAAGCACCGACUCUGGCCACUGCUGGAAAGAGACUCUUCCUCGGACCCUCCCCAGUUCUUCUACCUUCGGGUGUUCCUGGUUGAAGGCCCUGCUACCUGCCCUGUGUCCCUGUUGCUGACUCCGUCUACCCUGUACCUGUUAGAUGAGGACCUUCUGGGGUCCCAGGCAGAGGCCCCUCUUCCAGCAGCAUCUGGCGAGGCCUCUGAGAAGGCCCCGCCCCUGGGGCCAGGCCCUUCCUUGUGUGUCAGGGAGCAGCAGCCACUCAGCAGUCUGAGCUCCGUGCUGCUAUAUCGCACGGCCCCGGAGGAUCUACGGCUGGUCUUCUACGAUGAGGUGUCCCGGCUGGAGAGUUUUUGGGCACUCCGUGUUGUGUGUCUGGAGCAGCUGACGGCCCUGCUGGCCUGGAUCCGGGAGCCCUGGGAACGGUUGUUUUCCAUCCGACUCCGCACUGUGACCCAAGAUGCUCUAGAACUUGACCGCUGAGGCCUCCACACCGCCCCUGCCCCUGGCCGCAGGAGCCAUGGUUGCAGAUGUUCUCUCGCCAGACUCUUUAGCCUUUGGGUGCUGGCCAGUGAGGCCCCAAAUGACCCACGGCCCAAGGGAAGGGUGAGGACACCGUCGGGCCUCUGGAGGAUCUGGCCUGAGCGGACAGGCUCAGUGGUCCGUAGGAAUGUUUCUCCAGCACUGUUUUCUCAGGUAUCAAUAA